GAGGAACAAAAAUGGGAACUCACAAUUGGACAAGAUGGCUUGUCUGGCUUGUCUUCAUUUUUCAUCAGGCAGAACUGACAGUGUUUCUAUCAGCCAAUGAUGCAAAUAAAUUUAUUGCAAGAUCAAAGCGUGCCUCUUACAUGAUUGUUGAGGAGAUCCUCCAGGGUAAUUUGGAAAGAGAAUGCCUUGAAGAAAGGUGUACCUAUGAAGAGGCAAGAGAAGCCUUGGAAGACACUGAAAAAACCAAUGAGUUUUGGAAUAACUAUUUUGGGGGUGAACGGUGUUCCUCAAGCCCCUGCCUACAUAAUGGUGUGUGCAAGGACAGCAUUCGCAGCUAUACAUGCAAUUGUACAGAUGGGUAUGAAGGAAACAACUGUGCUUUUGCAAAAAAUGAGUGUCGCCAUGAAAUGAAUGAAGGUUGUCAACACUUCUGCUAUCCAGAAUUGAAGUCCUAUCGCUGCUCUUGCGCACAAGGCUAUAAACUUGCAGAAGACAAUAAAUUAUGCAUUCCACAAGAUCAGUGUGCAUGUGGCAGAUCUGAGGGUCACUUACCAAUGCAGCAGAAUGCAACUGAGAAGAUCCACAGAGGAUUCCCUUGGCAGGUCCUGCUCUUAAACCCAGAGGGGGAAAUGCUCUGUGGAGGUGUGCUGCUGAAAACUAAUUUUGUACUGACUACAGCUGAAUGUGCACUGCUGUCUCCCAUCAGUGCUGUGAUUGGAAACAAUAGGUUGCAAGAAGCUAGACAAGUGGUAUUUCUGAAACAGAUACAUGAACACAUCCGCUACGAUAGCACAACUGGCGAGAACAAUCUGGCAUUGCUAGAACUCAGUGUGCAUAUAAACUGCAGCAAAAACCAGUUACCUAUAUGUGUUCCAGAGAGAGAUUUUGCAGAGCAUGUGUUGAUUUCAGAACUUGUGGCUACUCUCAGUGGAUGGAAAAUGGAUGGAAACCAAUCAACAUCUUCACUAAGCUGGUUGCAGGUUUGGUACCUUCAUGAAGAUGAAUGCAAGCAAACACUUAAUAGAAGUCUGGUAACCAGGGAAUUCUGUGGACACAGUCACGAGGAAGCGGGGGGAGUUCUGGCUGGAGGAAGCUUUAGUGCUGUUGAGUAUAAAGGCACUUGGUUUCUGACUGGAGUUUUAGAACCAUGGGCAACAGAAGCAAGUGAGUGGAAAAUGCUUGUAUUCACCAAGACUACAAGAUACAUGAUGUGGUUCAAACAAACAAUGAAGUAAUUGAAUGCUAUCACAGAAGAAUAUGGAGGUUUGCAAGGUUCAGCAUUUACAUGUAUUCAAGUACAAGGUCACUACUGUAAAUAUUAUGUAUGUUUAACUGUUUAAAAUAAAUCUGUUCUUAGUUAACAGAAACACUCA
Messenger RNA from Hemicordylus capensis (graceful crag lizard), 1373 nucleotides. RefSeq names its product protein Z, vitamin K dependent plasma glycoprotein (gene PROZ). Bases 12 to 1235 code for a protein of 407 amino acids. Gene Ontology annotation, biological process: proteolysis; blood coagulation. Gene Ontology annotation, cellular component: extracellular region. Gene Ontology annotation, molecular function: calcium ion binding; serine-type endopeptidase activity. The record is from RefSeq and is a predicted model, not a curated record. Lineage: Eukaryota; Metazoa; Chordata; Lepidosauria; Squamata; Cordylidae. The transcript has 8 exons.